This is a messenger RNA of Patiria miniata (bat star), 1741 nucleotides long. RefSeq lists its product as uncharacterized. The record is from RefSeq and is a predicted model, not a curated record. NCBI's taxonomy places the organism in Eukaryota, Metazoa, Echinodermata, Asteroidea, Valvatida, Asterinidae. The transcript is spliced from 5 exons. The coding region runs from base 1 to 870 and encodes 289 amino acids.
AUGAAAAGAAAGGGGGAUUCAUCAAGCGAUUGCCCCAAGGGGAAGAGGAAGCAGAAUUGGUCGCCAUACCGGACGUGGGAAAGCCUCAAGGACAGAAUAGAUUACCUCAAACGGAAGUAUAGGGAUGCUAAAAAGGAGAAUAACGCAUCUGGGCGGGGAAGGGUGAGCUCCCCGUACUACAAGGAGCUGGACGAAUUUCUGGGGAAAAGUCCGAUGACAAACUGCAGGGCCUAUCACCAUGCCGAUGCUGGCCUCAGCUCUGACAAAGAAGAGGAUGACGAACAGAAUGCAUCAACAUCCCAGAGCGACACAACAGAGCAGGUCCAAGACUAUUCAGAUGUCAUCAAUGAGGACAUGGAUGCCAUUGACGAGGUCCUUGCCACAGACGAACAGUCAACAGAUGGUGAUACCACUGCUGAACUGGAAGAUCCAGCCACAGACCCUGGCAAUUCAAAGGCCCCAAGCAAGCUGAAAGAAAAAUUCAAUGGCCAGAUGACAAGAAAGCGUCGUGGUAAAAAAUCACAGAUAAAAGAAGCCAUGGGCAGCGCUGUCUCCAAGCUCAUUGAGGCACAACAAGCCGCGAAGGACGAGACCACAAUGGCUCUCUUACAGAUGGAGAAGGAACACUUCCAGUGGGAAAAAGCGAGAGCCGAAGAGAAGGAGCGCCGCGAAGAUCAGCAUCGGAGGGAACAGCUAGCAUUCCGGCAGCAGCAGGGUGAACAAAACAGGGCCUUUAUGCUGCAGUUAGCAACUAUUCUAGGCAACAACAGAGACCAGUACACCAACAUCGGCGGACCUUCUACUGACCAGGCCAUUCCACCAUAUGUCAAUCAAAAUUCAUUUGACUUCCAACCAACCCCUCGUUUUUAAGAACAUGCAUGUAUUGAAAUUAACCUAAAACAUGACAUCCUGCUUUGUUCACGUGUGCCAGGUUGUAACGAGAAGGAAGCGAACAUGCCAAUAAAGCAUGAUGUCAUCAUGUUUUAGGUCUAAUAAAGCUGUAUAAUAUACAGCUUUAAUAUUAUACUGUGGUAGUGCCGAGACUGUAGUAAUUGUAGCAAAGAUUUAGUGUGAGUUUUCGGAAACAAGUUCUUGUGUUUUCUGUAGUUUAGUUUUCCGGUAAUUACAUGUAAUCUAGUUUUCAAGUAGUACCUCCUUAUGUGACAAUAAUGAAACAUAUGAAAUUAUAUUUAAGUUUUAACAUUAAAACGACUUGCCUUCGGUAUAUUCUUACAGUAUUAUUAUUAAGCUGCCAUAUAUUCAGUUUUUGGACAUGUACUAAGUUUAGUUUCAACUUUUGUUCACAUUUAAAUAUGUAUACAUUAUGUAUUUUUAAUAUAUUUUCAACUAGUUUGAAGUGGUUUAUUCAGGAGCCUUGUGCAAAGGUUACAAACUAUGUAACAUUUAAGUUUGAUGUUACCUGUUAAUAUUUUGUUUCAUAAGUCAUGUGCAACUCUGUAACUCAAGGAACAAAAGAAGUUUUUUAAAUGCCUUUUAUUGCCAGCAGUUUGAUAAUCUGUACAAUAUGGUUAAAUUUAACAGGUAGGAGUACACUAAACUAAAAAGCCCGUAAAGUGCAUUUCAAAUCAAACAACUUUCCUAGAACUAGUGAAAACUCCAAGUUUGUUUUAUUAAAAGCACAUCAUUUUAAGAAGUCUGUAACUAGUGUAAGAAAAGAGAAACUUUAUCCAGUUUAUACAUGUAUUGCAAUAUUCGCACAAUAAAAGUAUAUGUACAUGUA